Molecule: messenger RNA, 939 nt
Organism: Diatraea saccharalis (sugarcane borer)
Lineage: Eukaryota; Metazoa; Arthropoda; Insecta; Lepidoptera; Crambidae
Source: the annotation of a GenBank genome assembly
AUGCUCACCUAUGCUGAAACACAUCCAUUCUCCUUGAAGACUAUUCCUAUGGCAUUGGUGAAUCGGUGGUUAAGAUUAAUGCCUGCAGUUCUCGUGGUGAUGGGACUGGCGAUGACAUGGGUGCCGCACUUAGGCUCUGGUCCAAUGUGGGACGCCGUGGUCAAACGUGAGCGGGACAUGUGCAGAAACAACUGGUGGCAACUAGUCAUACUGAUGCCAAAUCUUUUCCCAUUCGAACACCUGUGUUUGCCUCAGGCUUGGUCAAUAAGAGACAUAUUUGGAUACAAUGAUACGUUUUAUCACGCGUAUGUAUCAGCUCAGGGUAAUUGGGCUGGAUACCAUCUAGGAGUGGUGACCGCUUACUUCUACCACAGAGCGCAACAGGAGAAGUGGAAUUUACAGGACUCACUUCUCUUGAAACUUCUCUUUUUGGCAUCAGUGCCUGUAGCCCUUUUUGCAGUAUUAAUGGGCUGGGAUCUGCAUCAUCGUGAAGCUUCAGCCUUGGAAGCUGCUGUGUUCAACGCACUGAACCAAAAUUUCUUCGCUUUAGCGAUGUGUGUCUUUAUCAUUGGAUGUUUCUAUAAAUGUAACAGAAUUUAUGUAGGUUCAGUAGAAUGGGGUCCACUACAACCCCUCGGAAGAAUGUCCUACUGUGCUAUGUUACUCCACGCUACUGUAUUGAGAACUUAUGGAGGUCAAUUGAGGAGGUCUUUUUACGCCACCGACUAUACUGCCAUAAUGUUAUACGCCGGUAUAGUCUGCACUACAUACAUUUGGGCUCUCCCUCUUUAUUUGUUCGUGGAAGCGCCGGCUUGCCAACUCCAGAAAAUUCUAUUAGGACCAAAAAGGAAACCUAAGGUUAUGGAAGAUAGCAAUGGCAACCAAGUCAAGCCUGGGAUUUCAACUGUGUCCGUGUCAAUAGUUUCGACUCAUAUAUAG